This is a messenger RNA of Boleophthalmus pectinirostris (great blue-spotted mudskipper), 922 nucleotides long. RefSeq names its product COMM domain containing 6 (gene commd6). Lineage: Eukaryota; Metazoa; Chordata; Actinopteri; Gobiiformes; Gobiidae. The transcript has 7 exons. The coding region runs from base 176 to 769 and encodes 197 amino acids. Gene Ontology annotation, molecular function: NF-kappaB binding. The record is from RefSeq and is a predicted model, not a curated record.
AAUCCUUUCUGCUUCACGUUUUCACAAGUGCUGCUCUUUAUGAGACAUUUCGAAAACAAUAUUCACAAUUAACUUCUAGUCAUAAUAUUGGGACCCGGAGGAACGUUGCAAGUCAUAAUAUUGUAAUUUUUCCCAUAACAACACACCACAAGAGGGCUCUCUCAUCUGGAGAAAUAUGCCUGCGGCAGAGUUAGCUUCGAAUAAGGUUGUGGACGUCAUUAGUAGAUUACCACCUGAUACAUUUUCUGAAAUAUGUUUGCACAUUCUGACCUACCUGUGUGGACAGUCCGCUGGAGUUGAUUCAGCUGUACUAUCUAAUGAACUGUCAAAUGCCGGUACCUCACUUAACCUUGAGGAUUUACAGAGUAUUACAAGAUGUGUUUUAUUAACAUUCAGACAUGCUGGAAAACACAACCUCUCUGCUGAUGAUUUAGUGUCAAAGUUGGAAGAAGAUGGGAGCAGGUGGGCCAAACCCUUUCUUCAAGUGAUACAUAAGUUAUGGAGUGAACAUAGUGCAGAAGUCCAGCUACAACAAGAAGCUAAAGAGAUGCUCAGCAUUGGCCAGUUAGUUGACAUGCAGUGGAAACUUGGCAUGGCCGUGAGCUCAGACACCUGUAGAUCACUAAACUCUCCGUAUGUGAUGGUAAUGUUGAAGGUGGCUGAUCCCUCUGGUCAGAUAUGUCAGAAGUCUUUUGAAAUGACUAUCCCACAAUUCCAGAACCUGCACACUCAUUUUAAGGAUAUUGCAGCAGUAAUGGAAACUGUUUGAUAUAAUUCAGUAUAUAUUUUUCACAUUUCUCAGUUUGUAUCGUCUUUGUAAAUAAGUGUUUGUUAUUUUAUGGUGGCUCACAAUCGAAUCAAUUGAAGCAAUUCUAAUACCUUUUGUGAGAUACAUUGCUACUAAAUAAACAAAUGCUCUUGA